GGCUCCCGGGCGCCGCUCGGCCACCGCGCGUCCCCACCAGCACCUGGGCCGCCUGGCAGGCAGGCGACAGAAGCCCAGGAGCCAUGGGUGACUGGGGCUUCCUGGAAAAGUUGCUGGACCAGGUCCAGCAGCACUCCACCGUGGUGGGCAAGAUCUGGCUGACAGUGCUCUUCAUCUUCCGCAUCCUCAUCCUGGGCCUGGCCGGUGAGUCCGUGUGGGGUGACGAGCAGUCGGAUUUCCAGUGCAACACGGCCCAGCCGGGCUGCACCAACGUCUGCUACGACAAGGCCUUCCCCAUCUCCCACAUCCGCUACUGGGUGCUGCAGUUCCUCUUUGUCAGCACGCCCACCCUCAUCUACCUGGCCCACGUCAUUCACCUGUCUCGGCGUGAGGAGCGGCUGCGGCAGAAGGAGGAGGAGCUGCGGGCGCUGCCGCACAAGGACCCAUGCGUGGAAAGGACGUUGGCAUCCAUAGAGCGUCAGAUGGCCAAGAUCUCGGUGGCCGAAGAUGGCCGCAUGCGGAUCCGAGGGGCGCUGAUGGGCACCUACGUGGUCAGUGUGAUCUGCAAGAGCAUACUCGAGGCAGGCUUCCUGUACGGCCAGUGGCGUCUCUACGGCUGGACCAUGGCACCCGUGUAUGUGUGCCACCGCUCACCCUGCCCCCACUCGGUGGACUGCUAUGUCUCUCGCCCCACCGAGAAGACGAUCUUCAUCAUCUUCAUGCAGGUGGUCGGCUUCAUCUCCCUGCUGCUCAACCUGCUGGAGCUGGUGCACCUGCUGUACCGCUACCUCACCAGGAGACUAAAGGCCCAGCAGGGCCAGAAUGCCCCCCUAGCUCAGGGCACCACCCCGGAGCCCUACGCUAACCAGGUCUUCUACCUCCCCAUGGGCAAGGAGCCCUCAUCCGAGCCAUGCCCCGUCUACAGCGGGCUCUCAUCCAGUGAGCAGAACUGGGCCAACCUGACCACAGAGGAGAGGCUGGCUGCUUCUAGGCCACCCCCCUUCCUGGACCCGUACCCCGAGAGUAGCCAGAAAUACCCCAGCAGCCAUGCCUCUAAGAAACAGUAUUUGUAGGAACCUGGGGCUUCUGUCACCCGACAGCGGGGCCUGGGAAGUCUGGCUGCCUUGGGUGCCCCCUCCUUGAAGGCUCUGCAGCGAUGACUAGGGCAGGGGAAGCGGGUGCUUGCUGGCCGUGGGGCCUCACUAUCGGUUGUUCUUGGACACCUGGGGCCUUCCUAGUGACCAGACGACACCUCAUGGUUUCCCCUCCAGAGCCUGGCUUUGCCGCAGGCACAGACAGAGCCAGCUCGGGGUGCUCCGGACCAAAGGCUUCGGCCCUCUGGCCUUUUUCACUUUGUUCAGAGGGACCCGACGCCAAGUCACUCCACCCCCACCGUCAUGGAACUUUCUCCUCCCCCCAGGUUGUCCUCGACACCCUCUCCUCGCAGGAAGGGCCUGGACCAGGCUGCUGGGUAGGCCUGGAUUACACACACACACAGCCUGUCAGGGAGGCUGGUGUCUUCUCAUCACUCCUUCCUGGUUCCACUGUUUAUGCUUCUAAAAUAAACAGAA
Eptesicus fuscus (big brown bat) is the source of this 1571-nucleotide messenger RNA. RefSeq names its product gap junction protein alpha 4 (gene GJA4). The transcript has 2 exons. Lineage: Eukaryota; Metazoa; Chordata; Mammalia; Chiroptera; Vespertilionidae. Gene Ontology annotation, biological process: cell communication. The coding region runs from base 84 to 1073 and encodes 329 amino acids. Gene Ontology annotation, cellular component: connexin complex. The record is from RefSeq and is a predicted model, not a curated record.